AUGGCCACCCUGCUGCCCAAACCUGUCGACCCAGAAGAGGCAGCCAAGCGGGAGAAGGCGGCCAAAACGGAGGGUGUCUUUUUCCCCGGAUCCGACCUAGAUGAGGUGGCUAAACAUUUCAUAGGAAACAUUCACCGCUAUCGAGAAAACAUUAUCAUACCGAAAAUGUACGGAGUGGUGCAGAUAAAAACCAACGAAGAAAAGCUCGUGGAAGCCGCUUUCGAAAGCUGUGCGUUCAAAUCGUUCAUGAGCUGUGUGUUGGGGUACGGUUUGGGUGCGGCCAUUGGACUGUUCAGCUCAUCGGUCAAUCCCAGUAUUGCCGACCCGAUGGCCGGCGAAAAGCAACAAACGGCGAGAGAAAUUUUUCGCGAAAUGCGUCAAGCUACGCAUUCGUACGGCAAGAACUUUGCCGUCAUCGGGGCAGUGUUUGCGGCCGUCGAGUGUGCAAUUGAAUCGAAACGUGGCGUCUCGGACUGGAAGAAUGGAACCUAUGCCGGAGCCGUAACGGGAGGAUUGAUUGGCUUGCGAGCUGGAGUGAAAGCUGGAAUAAUCGGUGCAGCUGGUUUUGCCGCAUUCUCCACAGUUAUAGAUUACUACAUGAGGCACAGAUAA
Anopheles marshallii is the source of this 612-nucleotide messenger RNA. Its product is annotated as mitochondrial import inner membrane translocase subunit Tim22. NCBI's taxonomy places the organism in Eukaryota, Metazoa, Arthropoda, Insecta, Diptera, Culicidae. The record is from RefSeq and is a predicted model, not a curated record. Gene Ontology annotation, biological process: protein insertion into mitochondrial inner membrane. The transcript is spliced from 4 exons. Gene Ontology annotation, cellular component: TIM22 mitochondrial import inner membrane insertion complex. Gene Ontology annotation, molecular function: transmembrane protein transporter activity. Bases 1 to 612 code for a protein of 203 amino acids.